This is a messenger RNA of Mesorhabditis belari, 315 nucleotides long. The record is from the annotation of a GenBank genome assembly. Lineage: Eukaryota; Metazoa; Nematoda; Chromadorea; Rhabditida; Rhabditidae.
AUGAUCGAGCAGAAGAUUGAGUACUACGACUCGAUGGCCGGCUAUAGCGACAGUGAUCAAUGUUUGCGACUUCUUCUCGACUAUUUGGUGAAAGAAGCGGAGAAUAAGAAAAAGGCGUUUAACCCAAAAGAAUGGAGCACAGUUUUCCGACAGGAUUGUCCUCAACAGAAGAAUGGUUACGAUUGCGGUGUCUUUUCGUGUCUCUUCGCCGAAUACGCAUCGCGUCAAGCGGAUCUCACCUUCACUCAAGCCGACAUCAACUACUAUCGAAAGCGAAUGGUUUGGGAAAUUUGUAACGCAAACAUGCUGGAGUCU